GUCAAAUGCCAAAUAGCACAUAUGUCAGAAAGUUCUCCAUAUUGUUUACAUCCUUUCAUUAUUACUUUGGGAAAUUAUUGUAAAUUAAAAAUAUUAUUUGAUUAUUUGAUAUUCACAGUGUAUAACUGAAGUUAGCAAAUUUGUUCUUUGGAAAGUAAAGUGCUAAAUUUUGAAGAAUGGGUGAUACUAAAGGUCCGCCUGUUUCGUUAUGGACUGGUCCCGAGGAGGCUGGUCCAUUGAGAAGACCAAAAGAUUCUCGAAAUAACACUCAAGAUCCCGGAUUGGAACAAAAGUUGUCUGAUAAAUUAAACAAUUCACUCACUUUCACAGAAGAUAUAUUAUCAACAAGUACUUUGUCAGUUGAUGCCAAGGAGUGGUUUCCACCUUCUCAUAAAGCUGCUAACGAUUCAUCACAAUUACCAUCAAGUUCACUUCAGGGAAGACUAUUAAAAAUUAAAACAUUAAAAGACAAUAAUCCCACUGCUGAUGAUCAAGUUUCCUUUAACAAUGAGAAUUACAUUGUUGAAAUUUGUAAUGAUGAUUUGCAGAGCCUUCAUGAAAUUAUUUUUAGAAUAACUCAGGAUCCUGGAGAAUAUGAUUCUGCACUAGAUGUAGUUCAGAAAGUUGUUGAACCUUACUUGGAAGAUGUUGAAUUUUUAGGAAAAUUGGCCAAUUUAAUUGUAGAACAGGCUCUCUUAAUACCUAGUUUCAGCUAUAGUGCUGCAAGGCUUUGCUUAUUUAUGGAGGAACAGAGUGGUCUAUUCAAACCCGGACUAGUUUUAUUAUGUCAAAAGAAAAUUGACCAACUUCCUUACGAUCAAGGUUUAACACUAUUUUUGGCUGAAUUAUAUGCUCAACAGUAUGCUGAGGAAAUGUACGGGACUUUGCUCCUUAAAUGUCUUAAAAAUUUAGUCAAAGUGGAGAACUGCAUUCAAGAGAGUGGCGACUUUCCAAACAAUCUAAAAGUUGCAUGUCAAGUGCUGAAGUUAACUGGUAGUUUGUUAGAUGCUCAUUAUACAAAAGAUGUUGAUUACAUUUUUGAUCAAUUGGAAUUAUCGAAAAAUCAUCUGUCUGAUUCACUGAAAUCUUUAGUACAAUGCGUGGUCAAUUUAAGAAGUACAAAUUGGGGCAAGACCAAUGCAAAUCACAUAGAAAACAACAAAAUAACUAGUCAACUUGGAAAGGAUGUAAACUACCAAUACAAUACAGAAGGAGUUUUCUAUGGACCUGAUGGAAUAGAACUUACUUUGGAAGAAAGAAAAUGGCUUGAUGACAUGACUGACUUUUGUAGUGAUGGAUCUGACACUGAUCUGGAUUUAAAUCCGGAAAUGGACGAAGAAAUGCAGAUAGCCUACAAACAGUUCUUAAGGCAGAAGAAUUCUUCAUAAUUGUGACACAAAAAUUUUAUGUUGUGAGUAAUUAACAAAAAACUAGAAUAAUUGCAAAAAAAUGUGAUCUACAUUGCAUUGAUUGUUCUUUCUGUUAAAGUCUCUUUAUCGCAUUGUUUAUUUAUUGUAAAUUUCACAUUCAUUUUUUAAACGAUAUAAACAUUAUGAUGGUAGUAAUAGCCUUGUGUGUUUGUUGUAAAAUUUUUAUCAUCUAAUACCUGCACACAAACAAGCUAUUUUUAUAAUUAGACACAUCAUCCACAUAAUGAACACAAUUUACCAUAGAAAUGUUAUGAACUUCCCCAUGCACAUAAUAAAAAAAAACAUUAAAAAAUUUUGAAAUGAAAAAAUACUGUAACUUUAAAAUUAGUGUUAGAUAACAGUUGAUCUUCUUUCUUACACGUAUGUCAUACAAUAAUUUGCAAAUAUUUACAUAAAAAAAGUAAUAAUAAGUACGCGUAUAUAGCGUGGUGUAGGUAUAAAAACAAUCGGUAAAAAACACUAAAAAGAAAACUAUUAUUUUAAUGUAGACCACUAAGUUCGCCAAUUAAAGAAACAUUCACUUCCAUAUUAUAUAACAAGAAACACAAAAAAAACUUUAGUGAACUAAGUUUAUUGCUAAUUAUAUUUUUUACAAUUUUAACUUUAUUGUAUUUUUUACAAUUUUAACUUGUAAUUCUAAUAUUUGAAAAUGUUGGGGAGGUGCGUAACACUAAAGAAAUGACACUGUGAUAUCUCAAAAAUAAUAUAACUUUUUUAAGUAA
Molecule: messenger RNA, 2152 nt
Organism: Agrilus planipennis (emerald ash borer)
Lineage: Eukaryota; Metazoa; Arthropoda; Insecta; Coleoptera; Buprestidae
Gene: Paip1
Product: polyadenylate-binding protein-interacting protein 1
Exons: 5
Coding region: 177-1388 (403 amino acids)
Biological process (GO): regulation of translational initiation
Molecular function (GO): RNA binding; translation activator activity; protein binding
Source: RefSeq, a predicted model, not a curated record